Vigna umbellata (rice bean) is the source of this 1572-nucleotide messenger RNA. NCBI's taxonomy places the organism in Eukaryota, Viridiplantae, Streptophyta, Magnoliopsida, Fabales, Fabaceae. The record is from RefSeq and is a predicted model, not a curated record.
UAAGAAGGUGUGAGAGAAGAAAGAGGAGAGAGAGGUCAAAUCGAGCGGCCAAAGGUUGGUUUCUUCAUUAGUAUUUUUGUGGUGGUGGUGCUGGUAUUAGCCAAGCUUAAGAGGGUUUCAACACAAAAAAGAAAAAAAAGAAACGAACAAGAGAGAGAAAAGGAAAGAACAAGAAGGGAAAAAUAAGAAAAACUGGUGAGAUAACAAUAUUUGAGAGAGAUAGUUACAAGCAAGCUCCAAUUCCCAGAAAGAAAAAUUAAAACUGUUUAACUUUCAUUUCUUCCUAUCUUACCCCUCUGAUCUCAUGCUAUCUUCCCUCAUGUAUCCCUUUGAUUUGAUUCGCAAAGGGUUUGGUUGAAGCCGUCUGGAAUAUUUCUGUUACAGUUCAUAAGGUCCAUCUAUGUUUUAGUCAUUUUCAACAUAUUCUUGUCAAUAAUGAGCUUAUCCAAGAAAGUAUCCCAAACAGACGCUAAAUUGAGCGCCCCAAACAAAGCAACCUCUUUGAAUCCAAAUGCAGCAGAGUUUGUUCCAUACUCCCUGAGAUCAUCUCCAUCUGGAAGCACUAGCUCAGUGGAUGCAACAGCGAAGUUUACUAGUACCGCUGGAUCUCUUGGUAAAACAGUUCUAGAUCGAUCAGAAUCAUCCAUUUCGAACAAUUCUGAUGAUGAGGCUCACCAGUACUGGCGUUGUCAGCUGCCUGAUGAUAUCACUCCUGACUUCAAGGUCAUGGGAGAAGAUGAAUCCCAAGGUGUUAACAACCUCUCUUUAGCAGGCUUAUCUAUAAAUAAUCAUAAUGAAUCCUCAAUAUUUCCUUCAUCUAAGGAAAGUAGAUAUAUGUUAAAUGAGCUGCAGGAAUUGUCUCAAGAACACCUUAAUGGCAAUAUUUUUGCUGAUAAAUUAAGGUUUUCCAAUUCAACCUACAGGGAGGAACCAUCUUCACCAAGCCUUUUGAACUCUUCAGCAAAGCCUUGGGAUAGGCAAAUUGGGAAGACGGAUUUGCAUGUUAGCAAUGGUCAAGAGGCACUUGUUUAUGAUGACAACUCUGGAAAUAGAUUCUUAAAUGAUGGUUUUGCUGGGAAUUCUCUUUUGAAUGAUACUGAUUUGAACCCUUUGGAGUUUUUAGCUUCUCUUUUUCCUGGGUUUGCUUCAGAAAGCCUUGCUGAAGUUUUCUUUGCCAAUGGAUGUGAUUUACAUCUGACCAUUGAGAUGCUCACUCAGUUAGAGGUUGGUUCUUCAUGUAAUACCUGAUUUAUGGUUAGAUUAUGGCUCAUUGUAAAGCCUCUUUUCAUGUUACUGUUGGUAAAAAUGCACACACAUGUGUUAUAACUGGAUCCUAGCACGUGUGAUGCAAUUCUUGGUCAGAAAGGCACAUCUUGCUACGUAAUUUGGUACAAUACUAUAUUAAAUGUGAAGAGUUGGAAGCUAAAGAUAUGGGGAAAUAUGUGUACCUUGUUUUGACAGGGAAGAUCUAGCGUUCCAUGAAGUUGUGAGGCAACUCUAAGGCAAUCCAUCUCCCUGUUUCUGAUCACUGUUUCCCUAAAUCUUAUGGCUUAUGCUUCAUGUAAAUAAGUG